AUGGCCGACCCCCGCGUUGAAGAGCUCCCCGAUGAGGAGGUCCCCAAGAACGUCGAGAGCGACUCUGAGUCCGAGGCUGGUGAGGAGCCCGUCAUCCCCGGCGGUGCUGCUGUUACCAUCCACUCUCGCAACGAGAAGAAGGCUCGCAAGGCCAUUGCCAAGCUUGGCCUGAAGCACGUCCCUGGCAUCACCCGUGUCACCCUCCGCCGCCCCAAGAACAUCCUCUUCGUCGUCAACCAGCCUGAAGUCUACCGCUCCCCCUCCAGCAACACCUGGAUCAUUUUCGGUGAGGCCAAGAUCGAGGACCUGAACGCCCAGGCCCAGGCUUCCGCCGCCCAGCAGCUUGCUGCCGCCGAGGCUGCUGGUGAGCACGCCGGUCACGACCACGACCACGACCACGAUCACGACCACGGCAAGGGCAAGGCCCCCGAGACCGAGGCCAAGAAGGAAGAGGAGGAGGAUGAUGGUGAGGAGGUUGACGAGGCUGGUCUCGAGGCUAAGGACAUCGAGUUGGUCAUGGCUCAGGCCAGCGUUUCCCGCAAGAAGGCCGUCAAGGCGCUGCGGGAGAACGACAAUGAUAUUGUGAACUCGAUCAUGGCACUCAGCAUAUAA
Molecule: messenger RNA, 612 nt
Organism: Penicillium daleae
Lineage: Eukaryota; Fungi; Ascomycota; Eurotiomycetes; Eurotiales; Aspergillaceae
Product: nascent polypeptide-associated complex subunit alpha
Exons: 3
Coding region: 1-612 (203 amino acids)
Biological process (GO): protein targeting to membrane
Cellular component (GO): cytoplasm; nascent polypeptide-associated complex
Source: RefSeq, a predicted model, not a curated record